Molecule: messenger RNA, 12050 nt
Organism: Antechinus flavipes (yellow-footed antechinus)
Lineage: Eukaryota; Metazoa; Chordata; Mammalia; Dasyuromorphia; Dasyuridae
Gene: TAOK1
Product: TAO kinase 1
Exons: 20
Coding region: 272-3280 (1002 amino acids)
Biological process (GO): protein phosphorylation; execution phase of apoptosis
Molecular function (GO): ATP binding; protein kinase activity
Source: RefSeq, a predicted model, not a curated record
CGGGGGCGCCGGAGGGGGGGCGGUGGCUCGCCUGGCCCCCUCCUUCUGCUCGUCGUCGUCGUCGUCCUCACCUCUUCAACCGGCAGAGCGGAGCGGAUCGGCUCCGGGGGGCUGCGGCUGCCCACCGCACCCCGCCCCGCCCCGCCCCGGGCCGGGCCUGGCCUGUCGCCGAGAGGUAGUCAAUGCAGAAGUGACUUCAUUCAUACAGAUGAACCAAGGAUUGGGACAGCAGUGUAAACCCAGAUAGUCAGAUAGCUGACUGCCCAGCAGGAUGCCAUCAACUAGCCGAGCGGGCAGCCUGAAGGACCCAGAAAUCGCAGAGCUCUUCUUCAAAGAAGAUCCAGAGAAACUCUUCACAGAUCUAAGAGAGAUAGGACAUGGGAGCUUUGGAGCAGUAUAUUUUGCACGGGAUGUGCGCACUAAUGAAGUGGUGGCCAUCAAGAAAAUGUCUUAUAGUGGAAAGCAGUCCAAUGAGAAAUGGCAGGACAUUAUUAAGGAAGUCAAGUUUCUACAGAGAAUAAAGCAUCCUAACAGCAUAGAGUACAAAGGCUGCUAUUUGCGUGAGCACACUGCAUGGCUUGUAAUGGAAUAUUGUUUAGGAUCAGCCUCAGACUUACUAGAAGUUCACAAAAAGCCAUUACAAGAAGUGGAAAUAGCAGCAAUUACACAUGGUGCUCUCCAGGGAUUGGCCUACUUACAUUCUCACAAUAUGAUCCAUAGAGAUAUCAAAGCAGGAAAUAUCCUCCUGACAGAGCCAGGCCAGGUGAAACUUGCUGACUUUGGAUCUGCUUCCAUAGCAUCUCCUGCCAAUUCCUUUGUGGGGACGCCAUAUUGGAUGGCCCCAGAAGUAAUUUUAGCCAUGGAUGAAGGGCAAUAUGAUGGCAAAGUAGAUGUUUGGUCUCUUGGAAUAACAUGUAUUGAGUUAGCGGAAAGGAAGCCUCCUUUAUUUAAUAUGAAUGCAAUGAGUGCCUUAUAUCAUAUAGCUCAGAAUGAAUCCCCUACAUUACAAUCCAAUGAAUGGUCUGAUUAUUUUCGAAACUUCGUAGAUUCUUGUCUUCAAAAAAUUCCUCAAGAUCGGCCUACAUCAGAUGAACUUCUCAAGCACAUGUUUGUUCUUCGUGAGCGCCCUGAAACAGUGUUAAUAGACCUCAUUCAGAGAACCAAGGAUGCUGUAAGAGAGCUGGACAACUUGCAAUAUCGGAAAAUGAAGAAACUCCUUUUCCAGGAGGCACAUAAUGGGCCUGCUGUAGAAGCACAGGAGGAAGAAGAGGAGCAAGAGCAUGUUGUUGGCCGAACAGGAACAGUGAAUAGUGUUGGAAGUAAUCAGUCCAUUCCCAGUAUGUCUAUCAGUGCCAGUAGCCAAAGCAGUAGUGUUAACAGUCUUCCAGAUGCCUCAGAUGACAAAAGUGAAUUAGAUAUGAUGGAGGGGGAUCAUACAGUGAUGUCUAAUAGCUCUGUCAUCCAUUUAAAACCUGAAGAAGAAAAUUAUAGAGAAGAGGCAGAUCCAAGAACCAGGGCAUCUGAACCACAGUCUCCACCCCAACAAGUAUCUCGCCAGAAGUCACAUUACCGUAAUCGAGAACACUUUGCUACUAUCCGCACAGCAUCACUGGUUACUAGGCAGAUGCAGGAACAUGAGCAAGACUCGGAGUUGAGAGAACAGAUGUCUGGCUACAAGCGCAUGAGGCGGCAGCACCAGAAGCAGCUGAUGGCUCUGGAGAACAAGCUCAAGGCUGAGAUGGACGAGCACCGCCUCCGACUGGACAAAGACCUCGAGACACAGCGCAACAAUUUUGCCGCAGAAAUGGAGAAACUUAUCAAGAAACACCAAGCGGCUAUGGAGAAGGAGGCUAAGGUGAUGGCCAAUGAAGAGAAGAAAUUCCAACAACAUAUUCAAGCACAGCAGAAAAAAGAAUUAAAUAGCUUUUUAGAGUCCCAGAAGAGAGAGUACAAACUACGCAAAGAGCAACUUAAGGAGGAGCUAAAUGAAAACCAGAGUACCCCAAAGAAAGAAAAACAAGAAUGGCUCUCCAAACAGAAGGAGAACAUCCAGCACUUCCAAGCAGAAGAGGAGGCCAACCUCCUCAGAAGGCAGAGGCAGUACCUGGAGCUGGAGUGCCGGCGCUUCAAAAGGAGAAUGCUGCUCAGCCGUCACAAUUUGGAGCAGGAUCUUGUCAGAGAGGAGUUAAAUAAAAGGCAGACCCAGAAGGACUUGGAGCACGCCAUGCUCCUGCGACAGCACGAGUCCAUGCAAGAGCUCGAGUUCCGCCACCUCAGUACCAUUCAGAAAAUGCGCUGUGAACUGAUCAGGCUGCAGCACCAGACCGAGCUCACCAACCAGCUGGAAUACAAUAAGCGGCGGGAGCGGGAGCUGAGGCGCAAGCAUGUCAUGGAGGUUCGGCAGCAGCCUAAGAGUCUGAAGUCUAAAGAACUGCAAAUAAAAAAACAAUUUCAAGAUACCUGCAAGAUCCAGACCAGACAGUACAAAGCCUUGAGGAACCACCUGUUGGAGACCACACCAAAGAGUGAGCACAAAGCAGUUCUCAAGCGGCUCAAGGAGGAGCAGACGAGGAAACUGGCCAUUCUGGCAGAGCAGUAUGAUCACAGCAUUAACGAAAUGCUCUCUACACAAGCUCUUCGUUUGGAUGAGGCUCAGGAAGCAGAGUGCCAAGUCUUAAAGAUGCAGCUGCAGCAGGAGCUGGAGCUACUCAAUGCAUAUCAAAGCAAGAUCAAGAUGCAGGCGGAGGCCCAGCAUGACCGGGAGCUCCGAGAGCUAGAGCAGAGGGUCUCCCUCCGCAGAGCACUCUUGGAGCAAAAGAUUGAAGAAGAGAUGUUGGCCUUGCAGAAUGAGCGCACAGAACGAAUACGAAGCCUGCUGGAGCGUCAAGCCAGAGAAAUUGAAGCUUUUGACUCUGAGAGCAUGAGGCUAGGUUUUAGUAACAUGGUCCUUUCCAAUCUGUCCCCUGAGGCAUUCAGCCACAGUUACCCUGGAGCUUCGGGUUGGUCCCAUAAUCCCACUGGGGGCCCAGGCCCUCACUGGGGUCAUCCCAUGGGUGGCCCACCUCAAGCUUGGGGCCACCCAAUGCAAGGUGGACCCCAGCCAUGGGGUCAUCCCUCAGGGCCAAUGCAAGGGGUGCCUCGAGGCAGCGGCAUGGGAGUCCGCAACAGCCCCCAGGCUCUGAGGCGGACAGCUUCUGGGGGACGGACAGAGCAGGGCAUGAGCAGGAGCACAAGUGUUACUUCACAAAUAUCCAAUGGUUCACACAUGUCUUAUACUUAACUCCAACGAUGAUCGUGCGUGGCACUUCCACUGGAGCUGUCUGCCAAGAGCAACUGCCGCCUCCAGACGUCAUCACCACGGCCAUGUCACCUGGGCGCCGCAGUGUGGGAGCCGAGUGCAUCUGGAAUAGUUUGUUCAUUUUGUAAAGCGUUCCGUUCUGUGUUUACUAAUGGGAUGUCAUCGUAUUUGGCUGCUGGGCAUGGUUUUUUGUUUUGUUUUGUUUUGUUUUAUUCCCUGGAGGGGGGAAUACUGGGGCCAGGCAUUGUAUGGGUGCAAAGCCCCCUUUGCAUGUAAUGGAAGGCAUUCUCCAAAAAGGGGCAUUUCUGAAUGCAGUACAGUGAGCUUAUAUUACUACUUCCUGGGUUCCUCUAUCUUCAGAGGCUUAUGGGAAGGUUUGGAGCUUUCCUAAUUUCCACAAUCCUUCCAAGCUGCUCAUGGCAGGCAACAUGUGUGCACUAAGCUAGAUUAGUGUGUGGGCCAGACCUACAUUCCCUCCCCAGGUUAAAAUUCGUGUUAAAUUGGCCUGGUCUCUCAGCAUCCCCAGAGCAGGAGGAAAGGGGACACAUCCACAGACACCAAAGGUUUCCAGGAAUCUGCCCAUUUCCAGGGGUCGGAAAUAGUUUUGCCUGGGUUCUAUUUAUUUAUUUUGGGGGAGCUACACAGGCUUGUUAGUGGUCCAGACCAUCCUAGUGUGCUCUAUGUCAGGAGGCAGUUGUAACAUCGAAUCUUUGAGCCUUUUAAGGAAAGAAACUCAGUUCUGGUGUCUUUCCUCCUCUUCCAGUCCAUACUGUGCUUUUCCAGCAUGAGUGGGGAAAGGUUAAGGUUCAAAGACUGCACAUGUGCUGCUCUUCCCAUUGUAGCUGAGGAUCUGGAUCAUCCUGGAGGCCCAGCUCUUCUCUUGCUCCCUUCUUGAAAACAAAAGCCACGUAGCCAAUAUAUGCCCACGGCCAUGUAUUUGAAGGAUACCGUGUCUGCAAACUGCUGCCUGUUGAAAUUCUUCCCACACUACACAUUCACAGAUGUGAUUUUUUCCCCCCUUUUAGCUUGUUGCAAUGUCCUGUUUACAUGUAGUGUAGCCAAUUGUUUCGGUGUCUAGUUGCCAUACAGAGUGUACAGGAGUCGCUGAGCCAAUGACUUUGACCAGCUGCUGGCUGACCCCCAUCACCACUGUAAAUGGGCUGCAUGGGGCCAGCCCCCUUUUUGCUCUUUUCAGUUACCGUUUCCAUUGCUGCACUGCUCUGCAACUUUUCCAUUCGUUGAGGCUUUGUGAUCUUUUCAUAGCAGGUUAAAACCCCCUCCCCUAAAAUAGGAGACACCACUUCCAGAAGUCUCUAUACUCUUGUGUCAACAGUACUACUGAAAAGGAGCUAGGAAGUUUGGCAAAAUUUUAAAAAUAAAUUCUACUGGUCAGGGAGUCUGUUGACAAAAUCUCUUUUGUUGGUUUUUCUAUUUUUGUUCAUUUGUUUUUGUUUUUAUGAUGAAGGAUCAACCUUUAGGACUGAGUCAGGAGUUUCCUGGUACUCUCGUCAGUGCCAGUUGGCCAAGCUGGAAGUCCUUGAUUAAAACCAGGUCAGUCAAGUUUGACUUGAUGUAGAUGUUCUUUCCCAUCACCAAAGCUUCUUGUAACUUAUUUUUUUCUCCCCCUUCCUAGCUUGUCUUGAAGAGAAUCCUAGCUGCUAACUCUAGAACUUAUAUUACUGAGAAUCCUAAGGCAUUGAGGGCCUUGUCUCACCUCAAUUCCUGUCAAUGGCACACCUCUCCAACCCCACCAGAUUUCAUAACCAUUUGCCGAAGUGUCCAGUUUCUCACAAAUCUUUAUCAUUCAAAAGAUAUUAGGCAUCUUAAUAAAGCCAAAUGAAAGAAAAAUUUAUUUUUAUGUAAAUUGUUUGGAAGCCCUUGCCACGGGAGGUAAAAGGGACAUUCAUGAAAGUAGGACAGUGAUCCACAUAACAAGGGAAUCCAGUUAGCAACGUACCUCACACUACAGCUCUUCACAAGUCCAAAGGAAAAUGUCACAACUACUUGUCAUACCUGGUUAUUGACUAGAAAUGUAGUUUGUUAGCCAUUUUUUGCAGGACAACAUAAUUCAGAUGCUUUCAGAAAAUUGAGAUUGGCUGGACAUUGUGUUUUCUUAUUUGAUUUGAGAGGGUUACAAUUUCAUCAGGAAUUCUCACAUAUCCCCCGGAAUGUAACAUGGUAGUGGCAGUUGAGGGGUGGGAUACAUCCAGAACUUGUGUGUGUAAGAGCUAAUAGGAACAAAAUCAAUUGAGGUUAACCCAUCUCAGACAACUUAAAAUUCCCUGGUUGCACCGAUGGUCUGUUUUGAGCUGAAGUUAUUUAUUUUCUCCUUGUUGUUGACUUGAGUGAAAAAAGAGCUUUGGCCUAAUCAAAUUCAGUUACUUCCCUCGUGUUCUCUCCGAGCCUGGGUCUUGGGACAUCUGACUUCACUUACCCCAGAGGGUCUUUUCAGUAGGGCUUUGUAGCCAACCUGAUUGUGUAGUCACCAGCUUUAUGUGUUGGUCAUGUGCAGACCUGAAUUAUUCCAUUAGGUUAAUGUUUUAAUUAAAACAGAUAGUUUGCAAAGACUGAUUCAGGUUUUAAUUGAUUUGUGUUUGUGUGUGUUGGUGUGUGUGCACGCGCAUGCGUGUGCAUGAAAAAAAUCUGCAAAGUCUUCUACAUAGUGGGAAUUAUCCCGUAGAAAAGUUUGUAAAAGGAAACUUGGAUGGUUUCAGUGAGGUGAGCCCUUUCUGAAUCAGUUUGCAAAUACUCCCUGGUAAUCAGAUCGUAUUACCUCUCCGGAGUUCUGGUGCAUGUCUACUUCCUGUGCGUGUUUAAGCAAUGAUGAGGAAUUUGUCAAAAAUAUAUCAGAAAUUGGCAAGCGCUGCAUCUGGGGUCCAGAACCUCUGAUAGUAGAAAAUGGCAUGUACUUCCCAACCUUCUUUGUUAACAUUGAAUCACUGACUUUGUACCUUAAAAUACUUUAUUCCCCCUCCCCUGCCCAUCUGCACAUUUAACUCUUCCCAGAGUCAAAACAGCCCCAAGUUGCGGUUUACAGAGAAUACUUCCUGCUUGCUGAGUAGUGUCACGGAAGUGUUUGUCUUUUGGGGUACAGUGGGAAAAGCACUGGGCUGAGAAGCUAGAUAGCUGGGGUCCUCUCACUGGCCAAGUCACUAGCCAGCUCCACAUGACUUGGGCAAUCUCUUAGCCUCUUGGGGCUACACUUUGCUUGUCUGUGUAACCAGGAAAUUGGUCUAACGUGAGCUCCAAGGUUUCUUCCAGCUCUGAGAUUCCAUGACUCCCAGGAUGCUGUAGAAGCCAGUUGCCAGAUGGGCAAAGGGCAGUAACUAAAGAAGCGAAUCAACAUUCUUCCUGUCUCUUCUCCCACUUAAAAUGAAAACUCUGGAUAUCUUUGUCAGGUUGGAAGACAAACUCUACUAACCCUAUUUUCACUCUAGACUUUAUAACUGCAGUAGUUUAUGUAAGUACCAAAUGUCUGGUGUGUUUAAUUCUUUGCAGAAUGCAUUGUGUUGGACACUGGAAUAAUACUGUUUAUUUUCACCUGUGAAGAUAACUUUUAUACUUGAAACACCUCCUUUGCAUUCCUCCAUGUGUGCCAUUCACUAGUGGAAAUAAAUUGUAUUAUACCAUGAUCUACUGGCUUUUAAACAAAACACUAUGUUAAAUAUGCACAUUUCUUGGGAUAGCUCUAUCAUUUGUAUGUAUAUAUUGUAUAUACAUAUGAGUGUGUACAUAUAUAUAUAUAUAAAUAGAGAGAGAGAGACAUGUUGGCCGUGCUAUACAUUUGCAUCGAAGCACUUAGGGUCCUGUUCUUUUUAUAUAUACAGAUACACACAUGUAUACAUAUAUGAGUGAGUGUGUGUGUGUAUGUGUGUGUGUGUGUGUGUGUAUAUAUAUGUAUAUAUUCAUAUAUACAUAUAUAUAUAUAUUUUUCCCCCCCAACUCACUCAGUUAAGGCAAGAAUGCAUGGGGCCCACACUUCUUAGUGUCUGCUCUUUGUGAGAAUAUGGAUCACUCCAGGCAGCUGUGACCCCUUCAGCCCUCUAAGGCUAUUGAAGAAAGAGGGGAACGAGCCCAUGGGGAUUGAGAAAGUAAAGCCACAGCGUGGCACUCAGCUGCAGAUGAGCAGGAGGGCACCGAGGCAGAGGCUAGUGGGCGUCUGUGCUCUGGAGAGAGACAUGGUGUUAGGGACGCGACGUGGCCCAGAGUAAUGAAUGGUCGAGAGGAAGGGACCAGAGACCAGAGGAUGCAGUUGUGUUUCUGGGUGGGGGCAGGGAGAUGCUGCCACUGACCCUUAGCUGUUACAAGAGAAUUCGCUGAGAUUCCAAAACCAGGGCAAGGGCAUUGAGGGAAUGCUUUGGUCCUCUUCCCUCCCAAGGGGUGUCCACAGGAAGGGAGUGAAGGGCUAUCUUAACGGAUCCAGAGGUUUGUUCGCUCGGGUGCUGCUCUCUCCCUGGGCUUCCCAACCAGUAACCCUUUGUUUCUGCCAGAGAGAUUGGUUCCCAUUUUGUUCCUUCAGCUCCCAAAGGGAUAGACCUCUCCAUUAGGGGAGGGUUGGAUUUGCUAGUGGACUCAGAAGAGAAGCUGGUCCAGGCAGCAGCAGACUCUGUUACUCUCAGGUCAUCCAUUUGCCUCAAUGUUCUCUCGCACCAAGAACCUAUUUCCCUUGUCUAAGAGCAUGACACUGUCCAUAGCAUUGUCAAAUCAGAGUCAGCCUCUGCUCUUCAUCUUUGAAGACUUCCCUUUUGAUUAUGAGGAACUGUAAACUUUCCCCGUCCUCAGUUGAAUACUCCAGGAGAAUGUGCUGUGAGCUUCGUAGAGCUUCCUCUUGUUUUCAGGGACUACUGAUUGAAGUCUAUUUUGCUGUGUCUGGUUAUGUUGUCUGCACUUUUUUGAAAUCACUACAGUUAGAGCUACAUUAGGAAUGUUUGUAGAGAUGUUCGUGGGCUCUGUUUAUAGCUAUUAAUGCUGUAAAGAAGGAAGUUGUCUUGUUAAACACUGUCCAGAAGAGAAGGUGAAGCUGAGAACUCCUCCUGUUGUGCAUUUAUUUGUAUGUUCUACUGAUUCCCAAUGUUCCCAGACUGUCUACAGAGGCCAUGUAGAACAGUUUCCCCUCGAGUGAAUGUACCGAUUCCCAGACCUCCGUUUACCUGGCAGAGAGCAUCUGUGGCUUGAUGGUAGUCCUAAAAUGGAUAUGAACUAAAUAGACGCCAGACUCAAUUGUGCACCUUAUCUGAUAUCUUGUGGGUCUCUGAACACUUGCCUUUCCUGUCUUCCCAAAGAGAUGGGCAAGUAAAAUGGAAGAGCUGUUGGCCAUGAUUGCUACCCUGCUAACUGUUUGCCAGACAUUGAAAUUUCCUGAGCAUCUUCCCCACCCUCAUUCCUCCCCACCCAUGUACCUUUCCCCCGCCCCCCCCUUUAUUUUUAUAUACAAAAAUGUUGAACUCUCUCUGAAGUCUCCCUUUGAAAGUAGCAGGAUGAGCAUUGGACAAGCCAACCAGAUCAUCUCUGGGUAGUCUGCCAGGAAAGAGUGGAGAAGAGCUGAUACUUCUGAAUGAACAAAUAAAAAGGGUAUCUUCAUACCCAAUAAUGCCUCCAAAGUACGGGUACUUCCACCUGCACAGUUUGACUUUUUUGCUGACAUUUUAGCAAUUGUGAGUGAAAACCGUGUAAUUAACUGUAAAUAUGUAGGUAACAAAUUGACCUAGUUUCUGUAAUAUUUUUUUUUGGAGUUUUUUGUACUAAAGUUUAUAGAUCUGUGCCAGCUAGAGAGGAGUUGCUGUCAUUGCCCGUUGUGGCUCUAGCAUCUAACCCUAUAACCAUCCUAGGUAAAGCUUAGAAUUAAAAUGCUUAAAUGUUGUAUGCAGGGGAAUGUGAGGCUUAAUCAUGUGUCAAGUUUAAAUACGUUUGAAGCAAAGUAAUUUUCUUUAAUGUAACGAUUGCAUAUCUUCGAUCGUGAGUGAGGUAGGGAGAGCUCCCUUCCCCAGUGCCCAUGUUUGCAGAAAUGUUUUGUCUCUCAAGUGCAAGUGUUUUCAUGUUCUUUCGAUUAUGCAGGCAGUAGGUACCUUAUGGUUUGGUGCUUUUGUUCCUUGGGCUCCCUUACAGCUGGAAUUUCAAGUGAAAUGAGUGGAACUCUUUGUUGGCACAGAAAUCCCAAGAAAGAGCCUGUCCAUGGAACCUGGUUUGCAUGCUUUCAGUGCCCACAUGACAUGUCUACAUGAUGGCGGCUCUGAGGUUAGCCACAUUUUGAAUUGAGAUGUCGAUGUUUAUUAAAAGUUAAAAUCUUCACUUUUGAACAGCUUAGAUUUCCAUCAGAAAAAUAUUAGGGCUAUUUGAAAGAAAGCAUGGCGCUCAAUAGAAUGGACACAUUUGGUUCUUACUUUCUGAGUUAAGAGCAUCACACCUUAAAUUCUAUGUGUGUAGGUAAAAUAAGCAGUUCAGAAGGCUGUCGUUGCCAAAUGCAUGGACACAGGUGGUCCCUGUGGCUGUUCCAUCCAGACCACCACCAUCUGAGACUGAAGUCCCUUCUGUUUUGCCCUUGGCUAGUUGUGCGUUGGCUUCCAUCAGUGUGGAUAUUCUACCAGUGCCCAUUCCAAAUAUCCUAUUAUUCCUCAGUGAACCUCUUCCCUUCUUUCCACCACGAUGGUGUGUGUUAAACCUCCUAUUCCAUACUGGGUGGGAGUUAUGCCAUCCACUCUCAACCAAAAACUUGUCCGAGAAGGAGCCCUUCCAGACAAAGGUACAAUGGGGGAGAGUAUUCAGUAAACACAGAAGAUACAAGAAGGAGAUAGGAGGAGGAGUUUUAGCAAGUUUCCUUGAAAUUUGAAAUGAGAUAGGAACCCAUUUCAAAAUGCAAACAGUUUUCAUGGAUAGAAGGUAUGGCAGAAUUGGGGAGGGAAAGAAGGGGGCUUCCAGGAGAGGGGAGAAUUUUGUGGUCAUGUUAACUUUGCUUUUAUGAAGACCCUUUUCUACUAGGUUAGAGAAUUAAGGACAUUCUUCCAACUCUUUUUUUUCUUAAAAACAAACAAACAAAAAAAAAAAAAACAAAACAGGAUGAGGGUCUGAUGUAAAUAAGUGACAUUUUGCAGUAUAGCGUGUAUAAUUCACCCAGACUAUUUCAACUUGAUCAAUUGUAAAUGCUUAAGAAGUUUUUAUUAACACUUGUUUUGCUAAAUCCUAUUUAUGUGAUUAUUCAGAAGUCAAUAACCCAUUUAAAAUUUAAGGCAAACAUUUAGGUAAUAAAUGGUUGGGUUACUUUGAGCAGUUUAGCUAUAAGAACCCCCUUGUUUUUGUAUACAGGAAAGAUAGUAUAAUGUGCAUUAAUGAGGCUGGGAGAGACUAUGAGAAAUGUGUAUAGUGUAUAUUUUAAAACAGCUUUGCUUGUAUUGUGAAGAUUUAAAAACAAACUUGAGAUUUCUAACAUUAACUAUUAACACAAUUUUAACAUAAGUUAUCCCACUGGGUUUAAGAGCAUCUUGAAUGUAUAAUCCUUUUUGUAACCCAGAUUGGUUUCUGCUUCUACCCAUCAUCCAGAUAGCCUAUUUAUGUUUUUAAUUUUAUACAGUAUAUUCACUUCCCCUUAAAUCUCUUCAUCUCCAGCAUGAUUUCCCCCCUACAGGUAUUGUAGAAGUUUUAAAAAGGAAAAAAAAAAAUCCAUUUUUCUCCAUCUUGGAUUUUCAUCACUUCUUUCUUCUCCUUUCCCCAUUUCCUUUCUUAAAGGCCAUUUUAUGACAUUUGCACUAUUCCUGCAAAUGCUAGGUUUUAAAAAAAUAUUAUUUUGCCAUUCAUCAAAAAAAAAUGCUCAGUCGGUUGCCUUUUUACAAAAAAAUAAUAAUAAUAAAGGAAAGGAUUAAAAAAGCUGUGACCUUAUCAGUUCUGAGUAGGCCAUUGGGAGUUGGAUGCACACAUGUAACAGCCCCAGGACCAGUUUUGGUGGCCCACUCAAGGGAAACUCUUUUCAUGGCUCACAGGGCCUUUCUUUAUUGGAAUAUGUUGUUACCCAGAAUGUGUUCCAGUAAUUCCCACAAAUAUUUUAAAAAGACCAAUUGUGGGGAGUCUGGGUAAGACCAGGUGCCCCGAGAAGGUCUGCUUGAGUUUCAUCAAAAAGCUUUUGUGACUUGUUGGUUCCCUGUGGUAAGGAGGAGAAAUUACAGAUUCCACAGGACUCAAAAUUCGGUUAGAUCACUUGCCUUUCUUGUGGCAGUCACCAUCUUUUCUCCCCCGGCCCCCGGCCUGUCACAUUGUUAUGAUGGGUGAUGGAUUUCUGGAUCUGGAAACUAGGACUGGUUUUUUAGAUUAAGAAUCAUGUUGAAAGUGUGAUGUGCUGCCACCGUACUAAUAAAUUUGUUUUUUUAACUACACCUUUGUCGCGUCCUCUGAGUUUUCAGACCAAACAGAUGCCCACAGUGGAGGCUUACAAGGGGUUGCGUUGGGGAAUUUCCCUUGAUAUGAGCACCAGUUGGUAUGGUAUGAUACAAGUGUGCAUUUUUCUCUUCGGUAAAGAUGGUCCACAGCACUAACUGGUGAGGCUUAUUGUACAGUAUAUUGUCAGUAUUCUUCUGGUUCUGCAUACAUUAUAGUUCAUAUAUAACCUGUAUUAAUUGUAUAGAUUGUGCAUUUAAAGCUGUUACCAAGUUGUCAGAAAAUGAGAGAAAACAAGGUCAUAUGUAAUAUUUUGUUUGUAAGUAUCCUUUGUAUCAUAGCAAAGGAAAAGUUAAAAAAAAAUCAACUGUAAUAAAGUAAUUUUAGUACA